GCAUCGUGAUUUUUAUCCGAAGUACUCAAAGCAAGGAGUGGCUUAUAAGAUAAGGGGUGAAGGCCACACCUUACAUCUUCCUCUCCUCUCUUGUUCAAUACACUCUAUCGUCAAGCUUCACACCUGAAGGCUUUCUCUUUUCAACAUUAGCUGUAGAUCUGAUGAAUAACUUGUUUUAGCUGCCAACUAGACCUUGAAUCUUGCUGUUGCAGUUAACAUGAUGCCUGUGAUCCCAUGUUCUAUAGGCAAUAUUUCACCAAUUCCUGUGAAAGAUUUUAUGAUAAAGAACAACAAUUGUUUAACAAGAUGCAGCUCAACCAGAAGAUCUGGAAAACGUACAAUAUCUUCCACAAGAUAUGUUUUACCUCUUUCAUCUUCAGUUAGAAUUUUUUCACAAUACCAAAGGGGGGGUGCUUUACAUGGUAAAUCCAGAAUCCAUAUAUUAUCAGCCACAGGAGUUGACGUAGCCGUGGAGGGACCAGGUUCACCUGCUGCAGAUGAAGGUUCUUCCGGGGCCUCAGACAUUCCGUCUGAUGUGGUUGAAACAAGUGAAACUUCCUCCACAAUAUCCGAUGCAAGUACCGCUCCAGCUCAGUCAAAACGGUCAAGACCAGUUAGGAAAAGUGAGAUGCCUCCUGUAAAGGAUGAGGAAUUAAUUCCUGGUGCAACAUUUACUGGUAAAGUAAGAUCAAUCCAGCCAUUUGGUGCUUUUGUUGAUUUUGGAGCUUUCACAGAUGGCCUGGUACAUGUUUCAAGGUUGAGUGAUAGCUUUGUUAAGGAUGUUGGGAGUUUUGUUUCUGUUGGGCAAGAGGUGAAGGUCAGAUUGAUUGAAGCAAAUACUGAGACUGGACGUAUUUCUCUUACCAUGCGGAAAAGGGAUGAUAUUAGCAACCUGCAGCAAGAGAAAGAUGCUCCUACCAGUAGUGAGAAGGCAAGGCCCACCAGACGGAGCACUUCAAAGCCCAAUCAAAAACGGGAUGAGGUGAAAACCACCAAGUUUGUCAAGGGGCAGGAUUUGGAGGGCACAGUGAAGAACUUGGUUAGGGCUGGCGCUUUUAUAUCUCUUCCUGAAGGGGAGGAAGGAUUUCUCCCUACAUCAGAGGAAUCUGAUGAUGGACUUGCAAGCAUGAUGGGGGGCUCAUCGUUGCAAGUAGGCCAAGAAGUCAGUGUGCGCGUAUUGCGUAUCUCAAGGGGACAAGUAACUUUGACGAUGAAGAAAGAAGAAGAUGCUGAAUUAGAUGUUCCGCUUACUGAUGGAGUUGUCCACGUUGCAACAAACCCCUUUGUGUUGGCAUUUCGUCAAAACAAGGAAAUUGCUGCUUUUCUGGAUGAGAGGGAUAAAAUAAAGAAAGUCAAGGAACCAAAUAUCCCAAAAGAAAUAGAAGGGGAAGCAAAUCAAACCGAAGUUAAAUCUAGCAUUUCUGAGGUGCAAGAGCAACUAGAGGUCAGUGCCCCUUCUGCAUUAGAUGUAUUAGUGGAAAAUGAUGAAGUUCUUUUAAAGGAGGAGAUUGUGGGAGCAGAUACGGUAUCUGACUCAUCAGGAAGUGUGGAUGGUGCACUCCAAACCAUGGAGAAAGAAACGGAGGAGAGUAGAAAAAGUUUGGCUCCUGAAGGGAGUGUAUCUAUCGAGAAUCAAACAAUCGAGGAGUCUUCUUCAACCAACAUAUCUGAAGAAGUAGAGGUGAAUCAAACCAAAGUUAAAUCUAGUAUUUCUGAGGCACAGGAGCAACCAGAGUUCAGUGCCCCUUCUUCAUUAGACGAACCAGUGGAAAAUGAAGAAAUUCUUUUAAAGGAGGAGAUUAUGGGAGCAGACAUGGUAUCUGACUUAUCAGAAAGUGUGGAUGGUGCACUCCAAACCAUGGAGAAAGAAACGGAGGAGAGUAGCCAAAGUUUGGCCCCUGAAGGGAGUGUAUCUGCCGAGAAUCAAACAACUGAGGAGUCUUCUUCAACCAACAUAUCUGACUCGUCAGAUACAGUAUCUGAAGUUCUUUUAAAGGAGGAGAUUGUGGGAGCAGAUACAGUAUCUGACUCAUCAGAAAGUGUGGAUGGUGCACUCCAAACCUUGGAGAAAAACACGGAGGACGGUAGCAAAGGUUUGGGUCCUGAAGGGAGUGUAUCUACCGAGAAUCAAACAAUAGAGGAGUCUUCUUCAACCAACAUAUCUGAAGAAAUUGCUAAACAAGUCUUGUCUUCAGAAAACCCAAAAGAUGAAGUUGUAGAGAGUAAAAGUGAUGAUUCCAUGGCAAAAGAUGAAGUGCCAAUCCAAACACCUAGUGCAGAGAUUGAAAUUGCUACUGCUGCACCAGCUGAAGAUGAAGAGGCAGGAUCUACUCCUGACAAAAAUGGUGGUGUCUCCAGCUCUGUUGUACAACCUAGGGAAACCAAAGCUGGAGAAGUUGGUGAAAAUUCUGAUCCAUCUGGGGAAUCAGCUGUGAAACAGACUGUGUCUUCUGGAAAUCAGGUCAUUGAGGAAGUAGUGGAGAGUCAAGUUUAUGAUACCAAGGAUGAAGUGCAGAUACAAGCACCUGCUGCUGAGACUGAAGUUGCAACAACCCCAGCAGUUGAAGAUGAAAAGACAGGACCUGAUCUCAAGAAAAAUGACAACGUCGAAAAUUCUAACGGACAACCUGAAGUCCCUUCCCCCAAGGAAAACGUGAUUACUGGUUUGGACCCUGCUGAGACUGAAGUUGCAACAACCCCAGCAGUUGAAGAUGAAAAGACAGGACCCAAUCUCAAGAAAAAUGACAAUGUAGAAAAUUCUAAUGGACAACCUGAAGUCCCAUCCCCCAAGGAAAACGUGAUUACAGCGUCUAUAUCACCGGCUUUAGUAAAGCAGCUUCGUGAAGAAACAGGAGCAGGAAUGAUGGACUGCAAGAAAGCUCUUGCAGAGACUGGAGGAGACAUUGUCAAAGCUCAGGAAUUUCUUCGAAAAAAAGGUCUAGCAAGCGCAGAAAAGAAAGCUACAAGAGCCACUGCUGAAGGAAGAAUAGGUUCUUAUAUUCAUGAUAGCAGGAUUGGCAUCCUGGUAGAGGUGAACUGUGAGACGGACUUUGUCUCUCGAGGUGACAUUUUUAAGGAGUUGGUUGAUGAUCUUGCCAUGCAGGUGGCUGCAUGCCCUCAAGUCCAGUAUGUUGUUACAGAAGAUGUUCCUCAAGAGAUUGUGAACAAGGAGAAAGAAAUUGAAAUGCAGAAGGAAGAUCUCUUGUCGAAACCAGAGCAGAUCAGGUCAAAGAUUGUUGAAGGACGGAUCAGGAAGAGGCUUGAGGAACUUGCAUUGCUUGAACAGCCCUACAUAAAGAAUGAUAAGGUGGUGGUAAAGGAUUGGGUGAAACAGAACAUUGCAACCAUUGGCGAAAAUAUUAAAGUGAGGAGGUUUGUGCGGUACAAUCUUGGAGAGGGCUUGGAGAAGAAAAGCCAGGAUUUUGCUGCUGAGGUGGCUGCUCAAACUGCUGCAAAAUCAGUGAUAAAAGAUCAGCCUGCUGCAGUGGAAAAAAAGGAAACUGUUGAUAAGCCACCAGCUUCAACCAUCUCUGCCGCGCUUGUUAAACAAUUAAGAGAGGAAACAGGAGCAGGGAUGAUGGACUGCAAGAAAGCUCUCUCCGAAACUGGAGGAGAUCUUGAGAAGGCACAGGAAUACCUGAGAAAGAAAGGCCUUGCAGCUGCAGACAAGAAAUCAAGCAGACUUGCAGCGGAAGGCAGAAUCGGUUCCUACAUUCAUGACUCACGCAUUGGGGUAUUGAUUGAAGUCAAUUGUGAGACUGACUUUGUGGGUAGAAGUGAAAAAUUCAAGGAGUUGGUAGAUGAUCUAGCAAUGCAAGUGGUGGCAUGCCCACAGGUGCAAUUUGUAUCCAUUGAAGACAUUUCACAAGACAUUAUAAACAAGGAAAAGGAGAUUGAGAUGCAGAGAGAGGACCUUUUGUCAAAACCAGAGAAUAUUAGGGAGAAAAUUGUUGAGGGGAGGAUCACAAAGAGGCUUGGAGAGUUUGCUCUUUUAGAGCAACCUUUCAUUAAGGAUGACAAAAUUUUGGUAAAAGACUUGGUGAAGCAAACUGUUGCUGCUCUUGGUGAAAACAUAAAAGUCCGAAGAUUCGUUCGAUUUACACUUGGGGAAGCAACUGAAGAUGAUAAAAAGAAAAACUGAAGCUUGAGAUGUCAGUAAAUCACAAAUAUUGAGGGUAAGUCUUGCAAGUACUGGUGGAAGAAUUUUGAAUUGAGAGACUAAUCUGAUUCUUUUUGUUGUGAUUAAACCAAGCUAUAUGAUCUACUACUAAAGUUUUUGAAGAAGAGGAACAUUUCAAAUCUGUUUUAUGCUAAAUGAAAAUAUGAUAACACAGUUCCUUGGAA
This is a messenger RNA of Mangifera indica (mango), 4344 nucleotides long. RefSeq names its product polyprotein of EF-Ts, chloroplastic-like. Gene Ontology annotation, biological process: mitochondrial translational elongation. Gene Ontology annotation, molecular function: protein binding; translation elongation factor activity. Gene Ontology annotation, cellular component: mitochondrial matrix. Lineage: Eukaryota; Viridiplantae; Streptophyta; Magnoliopsida; Sapindales; Anacardiaceae. The record is from RefSeq and is a predicted model, not a curated record. Bases 218 to 4141 code for a protein of 1307 amino acids. The transcript is spliced from 5 exons.